GGGAAUUGACCUAAUAUCUUUGCUUCCCCCGGGUUCUUCAUUUUUCACUCUGUUGACUUACUUACCUGCUUGUUUAUAUAACUGGGUUGGUAUUCCUUCUUUGCAUUUCGAUAUCACUACCUACUAUCCUUGUUGUUUGAGUUGGAAUUCUACACUCGAUACCUGGCCUUACUAUAUUGAUCGGAUCGGAUUGAUACCCACCUACUACCCCAUUUAAUCCCCUUGCUGUCCCAGUCAUCGCAUGGUUCCUCGGUGGAUCUCCCGCGCGCAUCGUCAUCAUCAUCAUCAUCAUCAUCAACACCAUCAACCAACACCAUAACUGCAACUACAACUACAACUACAACCAACAAUGUCAGCAGCCGUACCAUACCUGCAAAAGCUGCGCAAGCCGCAGCUCGCUGAACUAGCUGAGAUUACUGAUCUCCGCAACCACGAAGACUACAACAAACCGGAACUCGUCCUCGCCCUCGACCAACAUCUCCAGGCUAAUCACUCCAUCUUCGCUACAGAUAAGCGCCUCGCGAACUACUAUAGCCGUCUGGCGACGCGCUCGCGCGGCGUGUCUUCGCCUGCGAAGAGGGAUCUUAAGCAUGAGGUUACGCCCCCGACGGAUGGCGUCGCGCGUCGUCGGACGACGCGUUUGAAGGAGGAGCCGGUUCCGACCGACGACUCCGACUCCCCAUCCCUAUCGCGCACGCCAGCCCGCGACCUCGUCACCGUGCAGCCCCCCCUCCCCCCCUCCCCCGCAAUCGUCACAGACGCCAUCGACCGCCAAACGGCCGAAAUCCGCCGCUCCAUCAGCGAAGCCUGGACCGGCUCCGGCGUCGAAGAGCGCUCCAGCGCCCUCCGCGCAACCCUCAGCAGCGCCAAAGCCAUCCAAGUCAUCGCGCUCCUCCUCGAAGCAGCCAGCCUCGUCCACGAGCUGCUCCCGCUGCGGUAUCUAACCACCAUCCCCGCCGUGCAGGCUCUCCACACCCCCGCCUACCCCAUCAAGGUCCCCGACCUGUUCGUCCUCGUCGACGGCGUCUUCUGGGCGCCCAUCUCGCUGUGGUUGCUUACCUCGCUGGUGUUGCCGCUGCUCGCGUCUUACUUUUUUAACUUCCGCUUGAAUAGCGCCUCCCGUGGGAAAGGAGGGGGGGCGAGCAGCUUUGAUCCGUUGAGUUUUAAUCUGGUUAAGGCUCUCGUGUCUUAUUUUGUGUAUGGGCGCGAUUUUGACUUCUUUGGGGCUUAUGUCUUUUCGACGGUGCAUAAGGUUGAUAUGGCUGUUCCGGGCCAGUGGCGUGGGACGGUGGCUGGUGCUGUGAUUGGGAUCGUGGGGACGCUUUAUGAGGAGAUUUUGAGGCGUUGAUGGUGUAUUGCUUAUAUAUCAUUGAUAUGAUGUGAUUGGGGUAUUCCCCAGGUGUGGAUCUGAAUGAUGGAUGGAUUGUGGAUGGUAGGUACGGAUGGAUGGUAUAGUAUAUGGGAAAUGGGCUUGUUUGGUUUGGUUUGAUUUGAUUGAUUCAAUUGUUGGAGUCUGUCUAUUCGAUUCGAUUCAUGCUGUCGGAAGGUCACGGUGUUGGCGAUGAGACGGUACAGUCAACGUGAUAUCCUUGUUUUUUGUUCUUGAUUUUACCUUGGUUGAUGGCGUGUUGGUUGAUGUUAUUCUUAGUUAGGUAGCUGGAUGAUGAGUAUGAGUAUUAGUAUACUAUAACUUGGAUUGA
Molecule: messenger RNA, 1700 nt
Organism: Aspergillus candidus
Lineage: Eukaryota; Fungi; Ascomycota; Eurotiomycetes; Eurotiales; Aspergillaceae
Exons: 3
Coding region: 350-1348 (332 amino acids)
Cellular component (GO): membrane
Source: RefSeq, a predicted model, not a curated record